GGAGUUUUGGUAGCGGCGGCCGGUGCGUGGGGCGUGGUCUGCGGAAAACGCACAGGACCAGUAAUGGAAGCGACAAACACGGAGGUCCAGGUCUGACCAGUGACGGCGGAGCGUGACCUGCAGUCUAUAUUUCAAGAACGGAGGCUUCAGAAUGGACGAGCAUCUCUCUGAGGGUUCUCCCCCCAGGAUGACUUCAGUGACUAGAUCAGAGACCGUAGAAGUGCUACAAGAGGAACCAGUUACAUCUGAGACUUGUGCUCAUCAAUCGGAAUCAGAUCCCAGCCCUGAGGACGCGUGCAACAGAUCGUCUGCCUCCCUGGAGAUGACUCGAGGUGUUUCAAAGGAAAGGAUUCACACUGGCUAUGAAAAAGGGGGAAGCUGUGAUCUCAGCCAUGAGGAAGGACUUCAGCCCAGGUCCCUUCAUUUGUCUCCCCAAGAGCAGUCUGCCCGUCGUCAAGACAGAAGGCAGUCCUGGCGGCGAGCAAGCAUGAAAGGAAUGAACAGGCGGAAGUCACUGCCUCCCUUUCAUCAGGGCAUUACAGAGCUCAGCAGAUCCAUCAGUGUCGAUCUGGCAGAAAGCAAGCGGCUGGGCUCACUCCUGCUUUCCAGCUUCCAGUUCUCUGUUCAGAAGCUUGAACCUUUCCUGAAGGACACCGAGGGCUUCAGUCUGGAAAGUUUUAGAGCCAAAGCAUCUUCUCUUUCUGAAGAAUUGAAACAUUUUGCAGACGGACUAGAAAGUAAUGGAACUCUACAGAAAUGUUUUGAGGAUUCAAAAGGAAAAGCAUCAGAUUUGUCCUUGGAAACAUCAGUGGCUGAGAUGAAGGAAUACAUAACAAAGUUUUCUUUAGAACGUCAGACGUGGGAUCCUCUGCUGCACUAUCAGAAGGAAGCCGAAGAGAUCAUAUCCAGAGAAUCGACUGAAACAAAAAUGACUGAAGUUGAAGUGGAACCUACAGCAUAUCUUAGGUCUUCCCAGAAUGAGGUUCUUAACACGAAGCCUGACUACCAGAAAAUGUUACAGAGCCAGAGCAAAGUCUUUGACGGUGUGGAGUUGCUGAUGGACGAACUGCAGGGAUCAGUGAAGCAGCUGCAUGCGUUUAUGGACGAAAGUACCCAGUGCUUCCAGAAGAUGUCAGUACAGCUCGGGAAGAAAAGCACACAACAAUUAGAUUCCUCACCAGCUCGAAAACUGCUCAAGCUUCAGUUACAAAACCUACCCACUGCACAUUGCUCUAAAUCUUGUCAGUGACCUGAUGUAUCUUUCUGCCAGAGGUGUGCUAGAGCAGAAAGGGGAAGAAUGCACCAGCGCAUGGUGAUUGCAUGGCUGUUUGAGCUGGGGGUAGCUAUCCGGUUGCCUCUGAUAACUGGCUGACUGAAGAGCACUUUGAUUUUAUUCUAAAAGUGAUGACAUUUAUGUAUCCAAAAGAAUGUUGUAUGGACACUUUUUCUAAGAGUGUGCAAAGUAUUUUAAAUUUCUGUUUUGGAAUGACCAUCAGAACUAGUGGCCUAGUAUUUUAAAUAUCCUGUGUGAUCCCAAAUCUUCAUCUCGUAUAGAUGUUUUUCAAGUUUUGAAAUACCCAGAGUCACUGAGGAUCAAAUCCAAUGAAACAUUUUAGGGGUCAAAUUGCAUUCUGGUUGUGAAGGAAUGAGACUAAUUUUCUAGUGUGUGCGACUCUUAGGUAGAGAAGUUGUGGGCAUUGUUUAUAUCAUGUGGAUACAUGUAUCACUUCAUAAGAUGUCCAAAUCGGGGAAAUUCCACUCAUUCUCCAUGUCCUGACGCCCAGAGUAUACUUCAGCUUUCAAUAUUGAGUCAGUGUCCUUAGUCCUGGAUCAUGGCAAGUAGUGGCUAAGUAUUCCUUUUCAUUGUUCAUUGUUAAUAAUCUGCAUUAUAAAAUUGUACAUAAUUAAAUGUUUUCUGUUGUC
This is a messenger RNA of Phyllostomus discolor (pale spear-nosed bat), 1923 nucleotides long. RefSeq names its product DSN1 component of MIS12 kinetochore complex (gene DSN1). The record is from RefSeq and is a predicted model, not a curated record. Gene Ontology annotation, biological process: cell division; mitotic sister chromatid segregation. Gene Ontology annotation, cellular component: MIS12/MIND type complex. NCBI's taxonomy places the organism in Eukaryota, Metazoa, Chordata, Mammalia, Chiroptera, Phyllostomidae.